Messenger RNA from Cicer arietinum (chickpea), 1972 nucleotides. Its product is annotated as 4-coumarate--CoA ligase 1-like. Lineage: Eukaryota; Viridiplantae; Streptophyta; Magnoliopsida; Fabales; Fabaceae. The record is from RefSeq and is a predicted model, not a curated record. Gene Ontology annotation, molecular function: CoA-ligase activity.
AUCUUGUUCUAUGUCAAGGAAUAGGUGAAGCUAGCAACAUUUAUUUCAUUAACCUAAAAAUAUAAUGACUAUCAAAAAAGAGAACAAGGAGAUGAAUCAACAAAAAAUAGAAGAGUUCAUUUUCAAGUCCAAACUUCCUAAUAUAUACAUUCCCAAACACCUUCCUCUUCAUUCAUAUUGCUUUGAAAAUCUAUCAAAGUAUGGAUCACUUCCUUGCCUCAUCAAUGCUCCUACCGGUGAAAUCUACACCUACUACGACGUCGAACUCACCGCACGUCGAGUCGCCUCUGGUCUCGACAAAUUCGGCGUUCGACAAGGCGAUGUAAUCAUGCUCCUCCUACCAAAUUGUCCUGAAUUUGUAUUCUCUUUUCUUGGCGCUUCUUUUCGUGGCGCAAUAACAACCACCGCCAACCCUUUCUUCACUUCAGCUGAAAUUGCUAAACAAGCAAAAGGCUCCAAUGCCAAGUUGCUUGUAACACAAGUUUGUUACUAUGACAAAGUUAAGGAUUUGGAUCAUCUCAAACUUGUAUUCAUUGACUCGGAAUUGGACUCUACCCUAGAGAAUCACAUACAUUUUCGUGAUCUAGCUCAAGCCGACGAGAAUGAAAUGAAAGAGGUAAACAUUAAAAUAAACCCUGAUGAUGUGGUUGCAUUGCCUUAUUCAUCUGGAACAACAGGACUACCAAAAGGUGUGAUGCUAACACACAAAGGGUUGGUAACAAGCAUAGCACAACAAGUUGAUGGAGAAAAUCCAAAUCUUUAUUACCACAAAGAAGAUGUGAUACUUUGUGUGCUUCCAAUGUUUCACAUUUAUUCACUCAACUCUGUUUUGCUUUGUGGUUUGAGAGCCAAAGCUGCAAUUUUAUUAAUGCCAAAGUUUGACAUUAAUGCAUUUUUGAGUCAUGUGAAUAAAUAUAAAGUCACUAUUGCUCCUGUUGUGCCACCAAUUGUUUUGGCUAUUGCUAAGUCACCUGACCUUCAUAAAUAUGACCUUUCAUCAAUUAGAGUUUUGAAAUCUGGUGGGGCCCCACUUGGUAAGGAACUUGAGGAUUCUGUUAGGGCCAAAUUUCCCAAAGCAAAACUUGGACAGGGAUAUGGGAUGACAGAGGCAGGUCCAGUGUUAACAAUGUGUUUGUCAUUUGCAAAAGAACCAAUAGAUGUGAAAGCAGGUGCAUGUGGAACAGUUGUUAGAAAUGCUGAGAUGAAAAUUGUUGAUCCUGAAAAUGAUUCUUCUUUGCCUCGUAAUCAACCUGGUGAAAUUUGUAUUAGGGGUGACCAAAUCAUGAAAGGUUAUCUAAAUGACCCGGAAGCAACAGAGAGAACAAUAGAUAAAGAAGGAUGGUUACAUACAGGUGAUAUUGGAUACAUUGAUGAUGACGAUGAAUUAUUCAUUGUUGAUAGACUCAAAGAAUUGAUUAAAUACAAAGGAUUUCAAGUUGCUCCAGCUGAACUUGAAGCUAUUAUUCUCUCUCAUCCUCAAAUCUAUGAUGUUGCUGUCGUUCCUAUGAAGGAUGAAGCAGCUGGUGAGGUCCCAGUUGCAUUUGUAGUGAAAUCAAAUAGUCAAAUAAAUACUACUGAGGAUGAAAUUAAGCAGUUCGUCUCCAAACAGGUGGUGUUUUACAAAAGAAUAAACAGAGUAUUCUUCAUUGAUGCAAUUCCUAAGUCACCCUCAGGCAAAAUAUUACGAAAGGACCUAAGGGCUAAGCUUGCAGCUGGUGUUCCAAAUUGAAUAAUCAAUCAAUUUACAUUUAAUCAUAUAUAGCAUGUAUUCAUCCCUUAAAAGAAAGCAUGUAUUCAUAAAGGGUGUUCCAAAUUGAACAACUCAAUUUCAUAUAUAGAUAUAUAUAUGAAUUAAGAAAACAAAUAUCAUAUCAUGUGAUGUUUGCUUGUGUUAUAAGAGAUUUAAAUUGUCUCGUAAGUACAAUUCAGUUCAUAAUUCAAGGACAUUGAUAUGUAGAGACUCAUAUUUAAA